AGGAAAGGCUGCUCGGCUCUGCUGUGUGUGUGGGCUUUUUUUUUUUCUCCUUUUUUUUCUUCUUCUUCUUCUUUUCCUACUUCCAUCCUCUCCCCGCCACUGGAAGUCCUCCCGUAUCUAAAUGGAAUUAGUGGAGACCGAAGCCCCUUGUGUAAGGAACAGACAUGACCCAUGGGCGCAGCUUCUUUCACAUUGUAGCAAGUCUAAUCAUCCUACAUUUGUCUGGGGCAACCAAAAAAGGAACAGAAAAGCAAACUGUUUCCGAAGGACAGAGACCAGUGCAGUGUGGAACUUGGACAAAAUAUGCAGAAGGAGGCAUCUUCACUUCUCCAAAUUACCCCAACAAGUAUCCUCCGGACAGAGAGUGUGUCUACAUUAUAGAAGCUGCUCCUAGACAAUGCAUUGAACUACACUUUGAUGAAAAAUAUUCCAUAGAGCCUUCUUGGGAGUGUAAAUUUGACCACAUAGAAGUACGAGAUGGACCUUUUGGCUUUUCCCCAAUCCUUGGACGUUUCUGUGGACAGCAAAAUCCACCUAUGAUAAAAUCCAGUGGCAGAUUCCUGUGGAUUAAAUUUUUUGCUGAUGCUGAACUGGAAUCUAUUGGGUUUUCUGCUCGGUAUAAUUUUACACCUGAUCCAGAUUUUAAGGACCUUGGCGUUUUGAAGCCAUUGCCAGUUUGUGAGUUUGAGAUGGGAGGACCUGAAGGAAUUGUGGAAUCUGUACAAAUUGUUAAAGAAGGAAAAGCUUCUGAAACUGAAGCAGUAGACUGUAAAUGGUACAUCCGAGCACCACCCCGAUCCAAGAUCUAUUUGCGAUUUUUGGACUACGAGAUGCAGAAUUCCAACGAAUGCAAAAGGAAUUUUGUAGCAGUGUACGACGGAAGCAGCUCGGUGGAAGAUUUGAAGGCAAAGUUUUGCAGCACAGUUGCUAAUGAUGUGAUGCUGAGGACAGGCCUGGGUGUAAUCCGCAUGUGGGCAGAUGAAGGCAGUCGAAACAGCCGAUUCCAGAUGCUCUUCACAUCUUUCCAAGAACCCCCUUGUGAAGCCAACACAUUCUUUUGCCACAGUAAUAUGUGUAUAAAUAAUACACUGGUCUGCAAUGGACUCCAGAAUUGUGUGUACCCCUGGGAUGAAAACCACUGCAAAGAAAAAAGAAAAGCAAACCUAUUGGACCAACUUACCAAUACCAGUGGGACUAUAAUUGGGGUGACUUCUUGCAUUGUGAUCAUCCUCAUUGUUAUCUCUAUUAUAGUACAGAUCAAGCAGCCUCGUAAAAAAUUUGUCCAAAGGAAAGCAGACUUUGAUCAAACAGUUUUCCAGGAGGUGUUUGAGCCUCCUCAUUAUGAGUUAUGCACCCUUAGAGGGACAGGGACUACAGCUGACCUUGCUGACGUUGCAGAUGACUUUGAAAAUUAUCAUAAACUGCGGAGAUCCUCUUCAAAAUGCAUUCAUGACCAUCACUGUGGAUCACAAGUGUCUAGUAUUAAGGGCAGCCGUAGUAACCUCAGCACAAGAGAUGCUUCUGUCUUGACAGAAAUACAACCCCAGCCUGUAAAACCACUUGUUCAGCCCAUGAACAGGAGAAACAUCCUUGUCAUGAAGCAUAGCUACUCACAAGAUGCUGCUGAUGCGUGCGAGAUAGACGAAAUUGAAGAGGUGCCAACCACAAGUCACAGGCUGUCCAGACAUGAUAAAGCUGUUCAGCGGUUCUGCCUCAUUGGGUCUCUAAGCAAACAUGAGUCUGAGUACAACACAACUAGGGUCUAAGAGAAAAACCUGAGUCAUAGUUUUCUUUAAGUUGAUCUCUGUCUGUUAUUUACUUCUAUGUUGUGUGAUAUGUGGAAGAAGAUUUACAUUGAACUUUUGUUAUAUGUACGUUGUUUUCAUUAUGUAGACUGCUUGAGAAUAGUGCGCUCCUGGGUGAUUUUGAACAUGCUACAGUGAAAUGUGAAACUAUCGUCCUUGGAAACACCAGCUAGAGGUUUUAUGGACUCUGACCAGCUAUUCUGAAAAAAUUCAGCAGUGUUGAGUAAAAUUACUAGAAGGCAAUAAGACUUUGGUUAUUAUGCUUAUCAGUCAUUUAUCUUUUUGUUUUUCUCUCUUCUUUUUGUUGCAAGUAAAAUUCCCAAUUUCAGGAACAAUUUAUUGAAAUCAGGUAUUUAGCCAUUCAUAAUCACUUCAAUAGAAACGUUUGUUGGAUGAGCAUCUAGCAAUAUGACUGAAUUUGACAUUGAGAAAUUAAUCUGCAUGUAUGUUACUGAAUAUUUGAGUUGGCAAAAAUCCCUUUAUUAGAUACAUUGUAAAAAGCAUGCAUUCACAGUUAUUGCUGUUACUGUUCCAUUUCUGUGUCAUAUGCUUGCUACUUGUAACUUUUAUAUAAAAUACAUAAAAUAAUGUAUAAUAAUUUCGUA
Agelaius phoeniceus (red-winged blackbird) is the source of this 2410-nucleotide messenger RNA. NCBI's taxonomy places the organism in Eukaryota, Metazoa, Chordata, Aves, Passeriformes, Icteridae. The record is from RefSeq and is a predicted model, not a curated record.